Messenger RNA from Schistocerca americana (American grasshopper), 2141 nucleotides. Its product is annotated as cation-dependent mannose-6-phosphate receptor-like. Gene Ontology annotation, biological process: protein targeting to lysosome. The transcript has 7 exons. NCBI's taxonomy places the organism in Eukaryota, Metazoa, Arthropoda, Insecta, Orthoptera, Acrididae. Gene Ontology annotation, cellular component: trans-Golgi network. Bases 248 to 1063 code for a protein of 271 amino acids. The record is from RefSeq and is a predicted model, not a curated record.
UACUCCGGAAAGAGACGUUGAAGUUUGCGACAAUUGCCGACCGAUAAAUUUAACACUUAUCUCGGAAUCUGCGAAUUAUUAACAGAUGACUCGCUGGGUGGUUCAGUGCGCCGUUAUGACGGAUAUAUUAUGGCGGUUACAAUGUUUGUGUUGCAGUUGUUACCUUCAUACGACAAUUAGUGUCUGCAGCAACAAUUAAAAAUCAAGAGCACGAUAGUGUGUGCAAAGUGUUUAUUAUUCAUACAAGAUGUUUGAGAUGCUUCUGAAAGUGGCCGCAGUGUGCGUUGUCGCAUCGGUUCAGUGGGGCAGUGUGUCUGCUACUAACAGUCUGCCCGGGUGCUAUGUAGAUUUGCCAGCAGACACAAACAUCUCAAACUUUUCGGAGAUAGUGGGACGCUGGUAUGCCAUCACCCACGACAGUGUGAAGUACAGCAUUUGUGUGUGCUGCAACGUGACACCGCGGGACUUUAACGCCAGUGUGGAGGCGACACCAGUCUCUGGCAGCAAGAAGGCAACCGUCUACGGACGGAGGAACUGCAGCCACCUCGCGCUAACUGAGCACUGGACGCUGCUGCAGUACCACGGAGGGGACAUCUACAUGCCCAACGUGAGCUGCGCCAACGGCGCUUCGGGAAGCCGCAGUACUUCGCUCGUCAUUGUGUGCGACGCUCAGGAAUCCCUGAGUGUGGUGCAGGCCGAUAACUGCACGCUGACGAUGGAGUUACGGACGCCGCAGUCUUGCGUGUCAUCGCACCAGCAAAUCGUGCCCGGGCUCAGCCACGGCUCCGUCUUCUGCAUACUGUUUGCCGCAGUAGCUGGAACAUAUCUGCUUAUCGGUGUCGGUUAUCGACGGCUGGUGUGUGGUGCCAAAGGCUUUGACCAGAUUCCCAACAAAGACUUCUGGAUUAACUUAGGACAUCUGCAAGCUGACGGGUGCAACCUGGUGUGCCGGCGUGGUGACUUUGCAGACGGCCGCAGCCUGUCUCGCUCAGACGGCUGGCAACAGAUUGCCGGCGGCAGCUUCACUGACUCAGACAGGGACGACGCGCCACUCCAGCCAUGACAGUUGCUGUGUCUGUCUGUCUAGUCCUGUGUUUUCUGCCAGGUCACCUGGCGGAUCCACUGCUACGCCGCCCUCAGUUUCUUCUUUUACAGCUUACUGCUUACGGAAAGGAAACCUGGCCGUGUCCCAAAUAUCUCAUUCUUAGUAUUCCUAUCAUAUGGGUGUCUUAAAAGUGGCAGAAAUACAGAUUCUCUGUCCACCUUUUUAGCUUCGGUGUUUACAUCUAAAUUUUGUGGUUGGACAUGUGUCCGAGAUGAAGAAUGCUGUAACUUUUUCUGCCUACUUUUCAGUGUAGUAUUGCAGAGGAAAUGUUACUUACAAUUCCAUAUAUGUGACUUUUUAUACAAAACAUUUGACAGUAAUUUCAGAGUACCUCAUUUUUUUCGCACUUUGCUUCGUAAUUAUUGCUUGCUUGUAAUUAGUAGCUAUUGCUCUGUUGGAAAGAAAUGUCUCUUGAGAAAAAUAUUUUCAGUUAUGUUGCUAUUUGUCUGUACAUUAAUGAUCUCAUAAUUGACUGAAGUGUGUGUGUGUGUGUGUGUGUGUGUGUGUGUUUUGCGUGCAUCUGCAUGCUUGAUGUUCCUUACAAUAAUUGUACUACUGUGAAAGAUGAGUUUGGGUUUAUCCUGCCAAAUUGAGGCUUAAUUUAAAUUCGGGAGUCUGUGCACAUUGCAGAUUUGUUGUUAAGGAUUACUUAAGUGUGAGAAUAAAAUAAUGAGCUUUUAUUUAUGUUACCAAAAUUUUCUGCAUUACAUUUAGAGUAGAACAUGUUUUUCUGUGUGUAGUGUGUGUAUAGAAAAUCAGUUGAUAAGUCUCAUUUUCAAAUCUAUGAAGCAUUUAUUGUUUUGGUAUUGUACUGGCCUUUGUACAAUAUGUAAGAUUUUAAAGUUUGACAUUAUUUAUCGAGCCUGUGCGUACAAUUCCGCCCGUUUAAAAUUUACAUGCCUGUGCACAAGGAAUCAUAUUAAUAUAUCAUGUUCUUUUUCCAAUUAAUAUCACACUGCACGUGUUGAACCUGAUUUUGCGUUGUACAAAUACAAAUAAAUUGUAUGUUAUUGAUGUGUACUUUUCAAUAAAGCGU